This is a messenger RNA of Ambispora leptoticha, 903 nucleotides long. The record is from the annotation of a GenBank genome assembly. NCBI's taxonomy places the organism in Eukaryota, Fungi, Glomeromycota, Glomeromycetes, Archaeosporales, Ambisporaceae.
AUGAAUGAGAUGGAAGAUCGUGUAACCCCCGAAUUGUUUUACCAGAUGGAGAUUGUAAUAUCAAUGUCUUCUUCGAAAUCAAAUUCACGAGGUCGUAAUUCACCUUUAUAUACUUAUGCGGCAUUGGCCGUGGCUGCAGCAGGUAUAGUCUACUACGUUUAUCAAAGAUCUCAGUUCAGAGAAAGACGUGAUAAUAGAACAGGUGGUGAAGAAGGUACUGGUUCAGAAUUAGAAAGGAAUGAAGCAGCACGAAGGAAUCCAAAUACAACACAGACGCGGCUACGAAGGCGUGUAACUGAUCUGUCGACACGUGGCAGAAGUGUCCAAGCUAGGCAAUCCGUUAGGCUAAAGAGGAAGGCAAUGUCCAUUUCAUUAAAAGAUACUUUGGUAUGGAAUCCAUCUAAUGAUCCCGAUUCCCCCAAUUAUGCAUUUGUGGAAAAUAUUCUUCCAUUAUUGCAAGUCCUCACAAAAUCCUACGAUAUUCAUCUUGUCGCGCCAGUCAAGAACGAACCAGAAAAAGAACAAAUCCUUUCACUGUUUCGAAAUGCCGAUUUGUUCUCGCCUAUUGGCAUUGAUGAGAGGAAGGUUCUUUUCUGUGAAACGGAAGAAGGCAAAAUUCACAUUGUCAGGCAUUUAGAAUCUUCUGUACACAUCGAAGGUGGUUCAGCUGAGACUGUUGAUUUGGUGCGUGGAUUUGUGGAGAGAAUUGUGUGGAUAAAUUCAAGGUCUAAUAAUACAAUUGGAAUAACAAGCAAUGGAUUUACCAUAAGCAGCAGUAAUAGCGCUAGCAGUAGCAGCGGGAGUUCCGUAGACACAAGUCAGUGGAUAAAUGUGGAAAUUUGUAAAAGUUUACUAUUAAGCUCUCUAAAUCACGAUCGUCAAACGAUAAAACGAAAAAAAUAA